AUGUAUGUUGUAUUUUUGAGGUGCUUGUUGGACCAAUCUGUGUAUCGCGGUCAGCGCUCAAUGUCUCUUGGUGGACCGGCUCACGAGUCGCUCAUGUCUCAACUUGCCGCUCGUCAAAAUGGCACCACAAUCGACCUCUCGCCCGGAGAGAAAAACAAAGUCUGUCUGGUGUGUGACGACAUGCGUUUCCUGCUUGAUCAAAAACUUUUGACGGCUCACCCAGACACGAUGCUUGGGCGAAUGUUCGCCAUGCGUGAUGCCAGAGGAGCAGGCGCAGAUAUGGUUACUCCGAAUGAGAGGGACGAGUUUGUGGUGGCUGAUGGCACAACUGCUGCGUGCUUCCGAGUCGCUUUGGAGUACUACACCCAUGGUCAGAUGCGCUGCCCUCCAAACAUAUCUGUAGCGGAACUGCGCGACGCUUGCGACUACCUUCUCAUCCCAUUCAAUGCAAGCACAGUAAAAUGUCAAAAUCUGCAUGCACUUCUGCACGAGUUGUCGAAUGAAGGAGCCAGGGAACAAUUCUCGAAUUUCCUGGAAGAGAUCAUUCUCCCACAAUUAGUUGCGAGUACAGAGCAUGGUGAGCGUGAAUGUCACAUAGUUGUGUUACUCGAUGAAGAUGUAGUGGACUGGGAUGAUGAGUAUCCACCACAAAUGGGCGAAGAGACCACCCAUGUGGUGUACAGUUCGCAUUUGUACAAGUUCUUCAAGUACGCCGAGAAUCGAGACUGUGCAAAGCAGGUAUUGAAGUCGAGAGGUCUGAAGAAGAUCCGGCUCGGAAUGGAGGGCUACCCGACGCACAAGGAGAAAGUAAAGAAGCGAUUCAAUAAGGCUGAAGGUUGGCAUCUUCAAAGAGCAUACUAUACAUUGCAGUAUAGCAGUGGCUUUCCUAUGGGUGUUCUAUUUUGA
Messenger RNA from Haemonchus placei, 906 nucleotides. NCBI's taxonomy places the organism in Eukaryota, Metazoa, Nematoda, Chromadorea, Rhabditida, Trichostrongylidae. The record is from the annotation of a GenBank genome assembly.